Molecule: messenger RNA, 681 nt
Organism: Rangifer tarandus platyrhynchus (Svalbard reindeer)
Lineage: Eukaryota; Metazoa; Chordata; Mammalia; Artiodactyla; Cervidae
Source: the annotation of a GenBank genome assembly
AUGAGUAAAAGCAGACAGCAGCUGAGCAGUUCUUCCAGGGACUUCCAGCUGCCCGAGGCCCCAACCCAGGUCAAGCUCUCCCCAAACCUCCUCCUGGAGAAAAAGGCCUCAGAAGCAAAGUGGCGCUGCAGCCCGCCCCGCCGGAGCACGCGGGGCCGACAGGGCGGGGUUGAGGGGGUGGUGGUAGGGGAAGCCUGGGCUGCAGCCCUCCGCAGAGACCCGCCCGCCCGCCCCUCACCCCGGACCCCCGCCCCAGACAGGCCCGGAACCGGCUGGGACCGCGCGCCAAGCGCCCAGCUCCGGACGCGAGCUCUCGGACCCCCUUCCUGCCUCCCCUGCCCCUCCCCGCACCCUGAACUUCGGGAACCCCAGACCCCCUCCCACUGGACCCCCAGUUCGGAACUGGGGACCGGGGACCUCUAUAGCACCCCCGACCCUGAGAACCAGACCUCUCCCCGCUCCCCGCGGGACGCCCCGGGCCCUUGGGGAGUGCGUCCGUCUGUGUCUCACCCCGUCCCUCCCGGGACCCGGGCUCGUCCCCCAGGAGGUCCAGGCUCACCUGGGCUGGACAGGGCGGGGACCUGGCCGGGCCGGGCCGGGCCGCGUUCUCGCCCUCCGCCGCUCUCGCCCUUUAAGAGGUUCCUGCCACUUUGCCCCUUCGGGGGCCUCCACCUGCACUGA